Molecule: messenger RNA, 988 nt
Organism: Brachypodium distachyon (stiff brome)
Lineage: Eukaryota; Viridiplantae; Streptophyta; Magnoliopsida; Poales; Poaceae
Product: agglutinin isolectin 1
Exons: 1
Coding region: 65-649 (194 amino acids)
Molecular function (GO): chitin binding
Source: RefSeq, a predicted model, not a curated record
CGCCCCUAGCUUGUACUACUCUCAAUAGAUCUGAGCUACACAUCCAGAAACUAAGCAGCUGGCCAUGCCGAAGAAGGUGCAGAUCCUCCUCGCGCUGGCGCUCGCCUUGGCGACGCACGCCGAUGCUUAUUAUGUCCAGCCGGAGGAAGGGAAAUGCUCCCCGGAGUGUGGCAAGGACAAGGACAACAUGGAGUGCCCCAACAAUCUCUGCUGCAGUGCCGGCGGCCUCUGCGGCCUUGGCAGCGCUUACUGCGGCACCGGCUGCCAGAGCGGCGCCUGCAGUGGCAGCAGGCGCUGCGGGUGGCAGAACAACGGUGCGACGUGCCCCAACAACCAGUGCUGCAGCUGGGAUGGGUACUGUGGCUUGGGAGACUGGUUCUGCCGCAACAACAAGUGCCAGAGCGGCCCUUGCCACUACGACAUCAAGUGCGGCAAAGGCACCCAAAAUCCUGAAUGCCCCAACAACUUCUGCUGCAACAAGGAUGGGCGCUGCGGGCUCGGCGCUAAGUAUUGCAACAGCGACGCCGGCUGCCAAAGCGGCGCCUGCUAUGACGAUUCAGUAACCAUGGGCACCAGACAGAGCUGCCGGAACAAGGAAGGUGGUACUGGUAAAAGUUGCAUCAAAAAGCAGGGCUGCACACGGCCUUGAACUAUAUUCUGUAUGUACCAUGGAGGUAGCAAUUUCAUGCAUGCAACCAGGAAUAAUAUUUUUAGUUUCUCUUAUCACCCGCUUGUGGGAAGAGAUCUCUUGUUGUAAUGUUUGUUGCACUGCAAUAUAGCCAUAAGUUUUACUGCAACAAGAAAGAAUAAUUGCUGCAGUAAGAACAUGGAAAUAUUGCAACAGCAGCAAACUUUAAUAAUCUGUCUCCGCGGUUCACAAGUAGUCAUUGGUGCCCACUUUUUAGUAUUCCAUGUAACUCCUACCUUUUAUUUCGUUGCUGUGAUGCAUGGACCACCAUGUUAUUAAUAAUGUGGAAUUGUCUAUUCA